AUGGAUGCCUCUGGACGAAUGCUAAAGUGGGCUGUGGAGUUCAACAUGUUUGACUUAUCGUUUGAGCCCAGAAAAGCGAUCAAAGGGCAAGCCUUAGCAGACUUCAUUGUAGAGCUUACUCGUUCUACAAUAGAGUGCGUCCAGGACCCAGCAGAAGGAAAGCGGCAUUGGACCCUUAUGGUGAAUGGGUCGUCCACUGCCAAUGGUUGCGGAGUUGGGAUCAUCUUUCAGUCACCAGAGGGAGACAAGUUUGAAUAUGCCAUGAAAUUUCAGUUCCAGACUUCAAACAAUGAAGCAGAGUAUGAAGCUCUAUUAGCCGGCAUCAAAAUGUGCAAAGCGGCCGGAGCCCUGGAAAUUGAAGCAAAGACAGAUUCUAUGCUGGUAGUCAGUCAAGUCAAUGGAGAUUUUGAAUGCAAAAAUGCAUCCAUGAGUAAAUAUAUGAAUUUGAUUAAGGAAGAAAUAAAGUCAUUGAAACGAUUUGUUCUCGACCAAGUCCCAAGGUCGGAGAAUCAUCAAGCUGACGUUCUCUCAAAAUUAGCAAGUUCAGCCGAAGGUGAUGAGCCGAGGAUUGUGUUUUGGGAGAUAAAGUCGGCCAAGAGCAUUGAUCAGAAGGAGAUUAUGUUCCUCAACCGAGGGAACGUCUGGAUGAGCCCCAUCAUAGAUUACAAGGAAACAGGACGACUGCCUACUGAUCCUUUGGAAGCUAAGUAUGUAAAGGCAAGGGACAAGUGGUUUGAGCUGUGGGAUGGAACUCUCUACAAAAAGGCUUUUAACCAGCCACUCCUCAAGUGUAUUUCUCGAGAAAACGGCCUAGAAAUCCUAAAAGAGCUGCAUGAAGGAGCUUGUGCUUCUCACAUUGGGGAAAGGGCAUUAGGAGAAAAGGCCCUAAGGACUGGUUACUAUUGGCCUACAUUAAAGGAGGACGCUUUGCUGUACGCAAAGAAAUGUGAUAGUUGCCAAAGGCAUGGCAACAUUUAUCAGAUUCCGUCCAACUAUCUGACCCUAGUUCUCUUUCCCCUCCCCUUUGCCAAAUGGGGAAUGGAUAUUCUUAGGCCCUUUCCUAUAGCAGCCGGCCAGAAAAAAUUUGUGAUAGUAGCAGUAGACUACUUCACAAAAUGA
This is a messenger RNA of Beta vulgaris subsp. vulgaris (sugar beet), 1119 nucleotides long. RefSeq lists its product as uncharacterized. Lineage: Eukaryota; Viridiplantae; Streptophyta; Magnoliopsida; Caryophyllales; Amaranthaceae. The coding region runs from base 1 to 1119 and encodes 372 amino acids. The transcript has a single exon. The record is from RefSeq and is a predicted model, not a curated record. Gene Ontology annotation, molecular function: RNA-DNA hybrid ribonuclease activity; nucleic acid binding.